AUGGCGCUAGUAAGUGGCCUGUUCAGAUCCAACAACAAGAAGGAGCACUGGAAUCCGUGUGAGCUUUACCGGGGAGGCAAGUGCAGAGACGCCUGCGGCCACGACGAAAUUCAGUACCUCUCCUGCCUCCCCGACCUCAAGUGCUGCCUGAAAAUCUCUACGUAUUUAACCAAUUCUGACUCCAGCUCCAGCUUGCCAGUUACAAACACGUCCAGCUCCGCUCCAAGUUGA
Ictidomys tridecemlineatus (thirteen-lined ground squirrel) is the source of this 231-nucleotide messenger RNA. NCBI's taxonomy places the organism in Eukaryota, Metazoa, Chordata, Mammalia, Rodentia, Sciuridae. The record is from RefSeq and is a predicted model, not a curated record.